AUGUGGCGGAGAGUGUUCGGUCACUCACACAUUGGUGGCUCCUUGGGUAUGUCCCAAUACACCUAUCGCCCUCUGGCUAAGGGCUCCACCAAGAUCCGCCUGCUCCGUCUAUUACCGCACGAAGAUGAGGCUGCCCGCGUGGAAUGCGAACUCAUCGAAUACACUCUGACAGAUUCCAUGGGACAGCACCCGUAUGAAGCCCUAUCUUAUGUAUGGGGCAGAGGCGACGAGCCACAGUCUAUUUUGAUAGGCGGUAGAGCCUUUCACGUCACUCGGAAUCUCCAUGCAGUGCUAUUGCGUCUAAGAAACCACAGUGUGGCACGGCUGCUAUGGAUUGAUGCCAUCUGUAUCAAUCAAAAGGAUGACCAGGAGAAAUCCCACCAGAUCCAGUUGAUGCGAACAAUCUAUGGUGAAGCUUGGCGAGUCAUAGUUUGGCUUGGAGAGGAGGCGGAUCAAAGCAGUGAGGCACUCGAAGCCAUACGCAAAGCUGCGGAAGAUACUUCUGUAGAUCUUUUGCCUCAAUCCUACUCCCGUGACAGGCCAGAUAGAGAAAAGUCUCUUCCUUCCUCUCUGGCACUGGUGCAACGCCCAUGGUUCCAACGAAUUUGGGUACUCCAGGAGGUGGCUCUGGCCCGGGAUAUUAUAGUUAUGUGUGGUCCUGUGGAGAUGAACGGUUACGCAUUUGUCUCGGGCUUGCAGAGCUUAGAGGUUCUUCGCACAGCUCACCCGAAGCUACAAGGCUUGGUGCAGUCGGCGUAUCACCUUAUUAAGGAUGCAGUCUUUCGCCCUAGUUAUCGAUUCAACACCCGUGGCACACAGUCCAUAGGUGAGCUGAUUGACAUGUACCAUACGCGUCGUGCCUCCUGUCUACAUGAUAAAGUAUACGCAUUGCUCGGCAUGUGUUCCGAUGAUCCCAACAUCAAGGCUCUGAGGCCAGAUUACGAGCUCCCAUGGAAUAUGGUCUUUGAGCGCGUAAUCAAGCACAUCAUUUCGCCAGAUAUUUCCGUCCAGACGUGGCCUGAUCGAGAGGCAGCAGUUAUUAGAGGCAAGGGCUAUAUGCUAGGGCUAAUAAAAUCGGUUGCAACACUUGGCUCACGAUAUGACAGACAGGAGGUUAAAGUUCUAUUCCGCGAUACAGUAGAGGCACUGUAUCAAUACAUGAUUUCAGGUGUACAGUGGCUUCUCCAAACCCCGGCGGAGCCGAUUCGCCCGGGUGACAUUGUCUGCCUGCUCCAGGGAGCGUCGACUCCAACUAUCGUCAGGAUUUCGAGGAGUGGACUAAAAAUCAUUAUGAGCAGCGUGGUUCCACGGCAUAGAGCUAUACAUGAUACGAGGGGAUUGGUUUCACAAGGGCCUCCUUCGGAAGCGAGUGUUCUUCACGACCUCGUCCUUCAAUGGGAUUGGGCCCCUACAUUGGAUGGCCUGCAAGAAAAGAAUCGAGCAACAAUAUCCGGGGAACCACACAAAUCAAAGCUCUCGGUUGUGAGAUCUCACCAUGAGGAUAGUUUACACAAUCCCACUGUGUUGCAUGAUAUUCUUACGAUAGCGGUUCCGUCCAAAUAUAAUGUGCUGACUUCAGAUGUAUGCGGCAUUGGCGGAGCACCAGAUGGCGCUUCAGCCAUGAAAGCUCUUUUGGAUCAAGCAGGUGAUAUUCUACCCAUCACGGAAGACAUAGUUAGGCGAGCAGCAGACCAUCAAGACCUAAGUGCUGAUCUGUUAAAGAUCCUUUUUGAGCAUAGGGGGAACACUCUCCCAAUUACAGAACAAGUUGUUAAGGCUGUGGCAGCGAAUCCUGAUGCGCAUUCUGUGAUGAAGCUUCUUUUCAAGCAAAGGGGAGAUAGUCUUCCCAUCACAGAGGAGGUUAUUAGGGUGGCAGCAGGUAACACUGGAUAUGGGGGUAUAUUGGAGACUCUGUUCAAGGAGAGAGGGGAUACUCUAGUGGUCACCGAAAACAUCGUUACAGCUGCAGCUGGUAAUCAGUUAGAGGGAGCAUCAAUUAUACAGUAUCUAUUUGAGCGGAAGGGGGAGAGUCUACCAAUCACGGAGGCAGUUCUCAUAGCAGCAGCCACGAAUCCUGGUCCAGAUGCACCAAGUUCUAUAUUGGAUAUUAUAUUGGAAAAUAGAGGGAAAAGGCUGCCUCUUACAGAAGGUGUUAUCAAGGCCGUGGCUGCGAAUUCCUCUCGGAUAAGAGCCUCAAUACUCCUGCAACUCCUGAGGCAAAAGAGGGAUGACGAGCAAGAGCGAGCUCUUGACUUGUCCACCAUGCAGCAUAUCACAAGCACAAGUGGGUAUGCACGCAACGUCCUCCGCGCAGCCAUGAAGCAAGAUGUCGACGACUGUGAAAGCGAGUAA
This is a messenger RNA of Aspergillus caelatus, 2352 nucleotides long. Its product is annotated as HET domain-containing protein. The coding region runs from base 1 to 2352 and encodes 783 amino acids. The record is from RefSeq and is a predicted model, not a curated record. Lineage: Eukaryota; Fungi; Ascomycota; Eurotiomycetes; Eurotiales; Aspergillaceae. The transcript has 3 exons.